This is a messenger RNA of Anopheles bellator, 1250 nucleotides long. RefSeq names its product 110 kDa antigen-like. The coding region runs from base 85 to 1068 and encodes 327 amino acids. The record is from RefSeq and is a predicted model, not a curated record. NCBI's taxonomy places the organism in Eukaryota, Metazoa, Arthropoda, Insecta, Diptera, Culicidae. The transcript is spliced from 2 exons.
CACCGGUCGGUGCCAGUUUGUCCGCUUCGCCGUGGAUCAGUGUUCAAUCGUAAGACGACGCCGGAACAACACAACGUCGCUCCGAUGGCAAAGUGGCGCGCCUCUGUACUCUGCCUGUUUCUAGUGGCUGCGUCGGGUGUGGUCGACUUCGGAAGUGCAUUACCCGCCGAUGGACAUUACAAGGACCGAGGAUACUUUUUGGUCUCAGCUCAGGGUGUGGCAAGCAAGCGUUUGGAAGCCAUUGUGGACAGCACUGUAGGUGGCCAAACGGAAAAGAGAUCGGAAGAGAGCACCACAAGUGAACCGGGAAGGGUUGAGGAUGCCGACCCCGAAGAGGCAGAAACCGAUGAGCCAGAGGUGACCGAUGAACCGGAAGUGACUGAGGAACCCGGGGUUACGGGGGAACCGGAAGUAACCGAGGAGCCGGAGGUGACUGAGGAACCCGAGGUUACUGCAGAUCCAGAGGUCACUGAGGAACCUGAGGUUACUGAUGAUCCCGAGGUCACUGAGGAACCAGAAGUGACUGAGGAACCCGAGGUUACUGCUGAUCCUGAGGUCACAGAGACACCCGAGGUUACUGCAGAUCCCGAGGUCACUGAGACACCCGAGGUUACUGCAGAUCCCGAGGUCACUGAGACACCCGAAAUUACUGCAGAUCCCGAGGUGACUGAGACACCCGAGGUUACUGCAGAUCCCGAGGUCACAGAGGAACCAGAAGUGACUGAGGAACCUGAGGUUACUGCAGAUCCCGAGGUCACUGAGGAACCCGAGGUUACUGCUGAUCCCGAGGUCACAGAGGAACCCGAGGUCACUGAGACGCCCGAGGUGACUGAUGAACCAGAGGUGACGGCUUCACCCGAAGUCACUGAGGCACCGGAGGAGACACCAGCUCCCGAAACCGAGGAACCGGAAAACACCCCGGACCCAUCGCCAGCAACAGAAACCCCCGGGAGCUCUACGACUUUAGCGCCCGAAACGACCACGAGUGGUCGAGCGGGAAUCCUUGCCGCAUAUCGAAGUGUGUUGCUCCUAAUCGCCACCAGUGUGGCGAUGAAGGGUUUACUAUGAAAGCCCGAUCCGAUGACGGAACGGCCAAAGCAGUGAAUGUAUUUACGAUCGCCCCGAACUCUAGACUAGUGACUCCAAACCUAGUGUGAUCGAUCGAUGCAAGUGAACGAGUCAGUGACAAAAUCGAAGCGCAAUGAGCCCCCCGGGUAAUGAAGAGAAAAUAUAAUAUUAAAUUGUCAGAA